Molecule: messenger RNA, 3587 nt
Organism: Peromyscus maniculatus bairdii (prairie deer mouse)
Lineage: Eukaryota; Metazoa; Chordata; Mammalia; Rodentia; Cricetidae
Gene: Pip5k1a
Product: phosphatidylinositol-4-phosphate 5-kinase type 1 alpha
Biological process (GO): phosphatidylinositol phosphate biosynthetic process
Cellular component (GO): plasma membrane
Molecular function (GO): 1-phosphatidylinositol-4-phosphate 5-kinase activity
Source: RefSeq, a predicted model, not a curated record
UCUCCGGCUCGACGGGACGCAGCCGUGAGAAGGUGGGGCGCAGGCGCAGUCCCGGGGUUUCCUUGGCCGCCCACCCUGAGCGGAGCGGUGGAGUUGGCGAUAAACAGGCUGUGGCCGGGGAGGCGGGGGAGGGGGGCGCCGGCUUCCAGGAGGGCUCCUGCCGCCUGCUGUCCCCCUUUGCGGGUGUUUGAGCGGGGCCGCGGGGCCGCCGCCUCGGGAGAGAAGGGAGCUUGGGCGGGGAGCAGUUAGGUUGCUAGGAGGGUGGACGACGGGAGCUCUCCCCCAUGCCGGGCCGGUGGUGCGGCCCUGAGCCGGUCCCGCAGCCCGAACGACGCCCGUGAGAAGCCCGCGCGGAACGCGGGUUCCGUGGAGAGACGUGGGGAGGAUUCGAUUCCGAGAAAAGGAAGAGCCGACUCGAGAGGGAGCGAGGCCGCUGUCGGGGAGGGGGCUGCCAAGAUGGCGUCCGCCUCCUCUGGGCCAGCGGCGGCCGGGUUUUCACCCCUGGAGCCCGGGGUCCCUGCCGGUACCUCAGCAGCAGCAUCUGGAAUCAGGAGACCCACAGGAUCUGAGGUACCAUUUGCCUCUGUCAUGCCUGUCAAGAAAAUAGGCCACCGAGGUGUUGAUUCCUCUGGAGAGACUACAUAUAAAAAGACAACUUCAUCAGCCUUGAAAGGUGCCAUCCAGUUAGGCAUUACCCACACUGUGGGCAGCCUGAGUACCAAGCCUGAGCGAGAUGUCCUCAUGCAAGACUUCUACGUGGUGGAGAGUAUCUUCUUUCCCAGUGAAGGGAGCAACCUGACACCAGCUCAUCAUUACAAUGACUUUCGUUUCAAGACUUAUGCACCUGUUGCCUUCCGCUACUUUAGAGAGCUAUUUGGCAUCCGACCUGAUGAUUACUUGUACUCCCUUUGCAGUGAACCAUUGAUUGAACUCUCCAACUCUGGAGCUAGUGGUUCCCUCUUCUAUGUGUCCAGUGAUGAUGAGUUCAUCAUUAAGACAGUCCAGCAUAAAGAAGCAGAAUUUCUGCAGAAGUUACUUCCGGGAUACUACAUGAAUCUUAACCAAAACCCUCGAACUUUGCUGCCUAAAUUCUAUGGACUGUACUGUGUGCAAGCAGGCGGCAAGAACAUACGAAUUGUGGUGAUGAACAACCUCUUGCCUCGGUCAGUCAAAAUGCACAUGAAAUAUGAUCUGAAGGGCUCAACUUACAAACGGCGAGCUUCUCAGAAGGAACGAGAGAAGCUGCUCCCCACCUUUAAAGACCUGGACUUCCUGCAAGAUAUCCCGGAUGGUCUGUUUUUAGAUGCUGACAUGUACAGUGCUCUGUGUAAGACUCUGCAGCGCGACUGUUUGGUGCUACAGAGCUUCAAGAUAAUGGACUAUAGCCUCCUGAUGUCAAUCCACAACAUGGAUCAUGCACAGCGAGAGCCCGUGAACAAUGAAGCACAGUACUCAGUUGACACCCGCAGACCAGCCCCCCAGAAGGCGCUCUAUUCCACAGCUAUGGAAUCCAUUCAGGGCGAGGCUCGGCGGGGUGGCACUGUGGAGACUGAGGACCACAUGGGUGGCAUCCCUGCCCGGAAUAACAAAGGGGAAAGGCUCCUGCUUUAUAUUGGCAUCAUUGAUAUUCUGCAGUCUUACAGGUUUGUGAAGAAGUUGGAGCACUCUUGGAAAGCACUGGUACACGAUGGGGACACAGUGUCAGUGCAUCGGCCAGGCUUCUAUGCUGAGCGGUUCCAGCGCUUCAUGUGCAACACAGUGUUCAAGAAGAUUCCCUUGAAGCCUUCUCCUUCCAAAAAGUUUCGGCCUGGCUCGUCUUUCUCUCGGCGAUCAGGCCCCAGCGGCAACUCGUGCAUUACUUACCAGCCAUCGGUCUCUGGGGAACACAGAGCACAAGUGACAACCAAGGCGGAAGUGGAGCCAGAUGUGCACCUUGGGCGUCCUGAUGUCUUACCUCAGACUCCACCUUUGGAGGAGAUCAGUGAGGGCUCACCUGUUCCUGGCCCCAGUUUCUCACCUGCAGUUGGAGAACCUUUGCAGAUACUAAAUUUGAGUUCCACCUUGGAAAAGCUUGAAGUUGCAGAGUCCGAGUUCACCCAUUGAGCAGUGAGCCUCAGAAGACCUGAGACAAGACUCUACUGUCGCUUUGAUCCCAAGAUGUCAGCCCUUGCCCCGGGAAUGCUGAGUCUUCUUCUUGGUCAUCAGGAGAGGAGAGAAGCGUGGAGCUAGCAGAGCUCUCUAACCCGUCUCCCCUUGGCCGGGCACCAGUGCCUUCGACAGUUGAGGACAGCAGCGUCCCCACCACUCCAGAUGGGUGGCAUGAAUCUUUCCUGGGUCAGUCAUGGCUUCUGUGACUGAAUAUUUUCAAACCCCAUUCUUCGUGCAGAUGUGGGGCUGCUGGACAAGGUGAUUUUCUUCUCUUCACCUUUUACCUGGAGCUGGACUCUUAACUUCCUCAGGACAGACUGGCUGGACAUCGUUCCCACAUUCGCUCUUCCCUCUGGUCUUUGAGAAGACCCCAGUGAUUUUUAUUAUAAAGGUUUUCUGGGGGAGAUUAAGGAUGAUCCUACUCCCAGCCUUCUUUCUUCCUUAAAAAAGGAAAAGAACAAACAGCACACGACCUAGAAGCUCUAGAGGGUUAGGAAGUGCCCUAGUGUUUGUGCAGCAGAAAGACUGUGACGUUCCUGCCGGCAGCUGCUCUCUCCCUACUCGGGGCUGAGGGGGUGGAGAGGGCAUGGCCACCUGUACCCUUUGAGAAGACAGGGCAGCCAUGCCAGGAGAGUAGACCUUCUUAGCAGGAUUCUACUCACUGCCAGGUCACACAGUUACUAUUUUGCAAUUUGGAAUGUAUUCUAAUAGUUUUUCUAAAUAUAAAGAAUUAUCAAAUGAUUUUAGACCAUUCUCCAAAGGAGAUUCCUUUGUUCUUCCCUUAUUUUCCAACAGUAUUCUGCUCUUUGUGGAGCUAUGGUGGAGGGAGACAUUUGUGUCUGUUUAACAGGCAGUCGUAUCUAUGAGGCUAGAGAAUAUUUUCUUAAACUUCGGGGGAGCUGCAGACUUCCCUCAGUAGGGUGAUUGCCGUGCCCCCUGGCCUGCCCCCUGCUCUGUGUAGAGAAGCUGGAAGUGGGGUCUCGUGAGGCCUCUCCUCCUCUCAGGGUUGUGGUCCGUCUGGUCCUGGCCCGUACAGGGGCAGUACAUGGUGUUUCAGGCAGGCUGUUGAAAUCUCCUGUUGUUACUUCUCCAACCCAUCCCACCUUGAUAGCGAGUUAGCCUGUCCCCGUAACUGUCUAUAUUAGACGUCCCCGCCAGGUUCUGGCUGCCUGUCUUUGCUGCCAUGUUCUUUUUUACAAGAAGGAAAGAAACAAUUCUUGCUAUUUUUUUCAUAAUUUACUAUUUAUGAUGUAUUUAAGUGUUUUAUUCAGGACAGAGUUCUGUAAGGGGUGGGAGGGAAUAUCUGAGGGUGGGCUGGGACUUAGGGAGUGGACCUGGGGAGUCAACAUUUUUAUGGAGUGUUACUAUUUGUCUCUACUUUGUAUUGUUGAAAAAUGACAAAUGCAAUAUAAAAGAAAUAAAUACCUGGUUUUAAUGUA